AUGGCUGGGAAAGCCAGAGAAGCCACAGUUUUUGUGGUUGAUGUCGGCGAGUCGAUGCAAGCGACCUUCGCUGAAGCAAGCGACGGUAACAAGGUGACUCGCGCACAGACAGCCGUCGGCAUAGCCUCAAAACUUGUGCAGCAUCGCCUCUUCUUCGCUCCCAAGCAUGAGGUUGGCGUCGUUUUCUUCGGAACCUCCGACACCAACAACGAUCUGCAGGACGAUGGCUAUGCCAACGUCUAUGUCUGCAGAGAUCGCAAAAUCGACGUGCCGUAUGUGGACGCGCUUACCGGCGUGUCCAACGCACCUCCUGGCGGAAAAGGCUCCGAUUCUGUAAACGCCCUCAUCGUAGCGCUGGACCUGAUGAUCAAACGGACAAAGGAUUUGAAAUACGAGAAAUCCAUUGUCCUGAUCACGCACGGGUCCUCGGCUCAGUUUGGUGAUCCGGACCUCCUCGAAUGCGCCUAUGCAGCACUAGGCAGCUGUGAGAAAGGAGGCUGCUGCAAACAGGAUCAGAACGGGCAGCAUCCACACUGA
This is a messenger RNA of Symbiodinium natans, 537 nucleotides long. Lineage: Eukaryota; Dinophyceae; Suessiales; Symbiodiniaceae. The record is from the annotation of a GenBank genome assembly.